Molecule: messenger RNA, 2156 nt
Organism: Pistacia vera
Lineage: Eukaryota; Viridiplantae; Streptophyta; Magnoliopsida; Sapindales; Anacardiaceae
Product: cyclic nucleotide-gated ion channel 1-like
Exons: 8
Coding region: 320-1813 (497 amino acids)
Source: RefSeq, a predicted model, not a curated record
AUUUCCAUAAGCUCUGAUUUUUGAAGGAUUUUCCUGCACUUACAUAUAAACUUGCUUGAUUGAACAUUCAAGUAAUUUACUAUUUGAAAUUUGAAAUCGAUUCCAGUCGGCGGGCUCCAACCUGGAGCAGCAAAAAGUUGUCUUCAUCUUUUUGAAAAAAAACACAUACUGGUGGAGAAAUUAAAGCAGCUAAUUAGCAUCUGAUGCCAUCCAGCUAAUUGAUCAAUAUUCGUUAAAUCCCAUUCGCCUAACCUGAUUGCAGCACUAUUUUUCAGACAAAUUUGCGGAUCGAAAUUCAAUUACUUUCGCCUUCUUCAGCAUGUCGGCGGCUCGGCUUCAGGCCUUGAAUGUAGAGGAAGGUAGGAAAGAAGAUGAAAUUCCAAUUGAAGAUCAUGAUCCUAAAGGGAUUUGGAAACGCUUGAGUUUGAAAGUGGUAAUUAAAAAAUUUGACCUGGAUUCUCGUUGGGGAUACGGGACUUUUCUCACAGCUUAUAUGAUUGUCAUCUUCGUGCAUCCUUUGCAUUACUACUCUUAUGUGAUCAAUCCCCAACAAAAUUGCCUUGAAAUCGACAAUGAAUUGUACGCCACGUUUGCCGUCGUCGCCUUCUUCAAUACUUACAUGCUUCUAUACGUUCCAAAUGUCAUCAGAAAAAUCUUUGCGGGAACUAUUACUAAAGAGAAGGGGAUAGAACAUUUCAUGUUUACUCAAGUACCCGUCUUGUUGAUGACAUUGACUAUACUUCCAGAUUUGACGAGGGGAACAACGGAUAGGAUUUUCUUGACUACAACGAACUUGUUUCUUUUCGGAUACAUGCUUCUGGUUAUUGGACUCUCGAUAACUAUUAGAAAUGCCUCCAAGCGUACAGGUUUCAUUGCUAAAGCCAAAUGGGCAAAAGCAGUGUUCAAUCUUUUCCUUUACUUGCAUGGAGGUCAUGUAUUUGGAGCAAUUUGGUACUGUUUUGCCAUCGACAGAGUUCUCGUAUGUUGGAGGGAUGAGUAUAUUUUCAAGAAUACAUUGAAAUUUGGUUCUUUUGUUUGUGGUAAUCAGAAUUUAGAGAAGCUAAGUUGUCUUAGAACGGCACAAGCUGGUGGAAAUAAUACAGAUUUUGGAAUAUUCAAGGAUGCUCUUCAAUAUAGAAUUGUGGAAAUGAAAUCAUUUCCGAAGAAAUAUUUAUUCUGUUUACGAUGGGGUCUGCAAGUUCUCAGUUGUUUCGGUCAAAAUCUUGAAGCAAGUACUUUUCCCUUGGAAAAUAUCUAUGUGAUUUCUGUAAUCAUCUAUUCCACGCUACUAUUUGUGUUUUUAAUUGGAAAUAUGCAGACAUAUCUACAAUCCGAAAGCGAAAAACCAGAGGAUAUCAUAAAAAACGUGAAGAUGGAAGAACGCUUAGAAUGGUUGAAGAAAGUAGAAGAGUUGGGAAAUUGGGAAGCAGCGUUAUUGAAAGAGCUGUGUUCUCGUAUCAAGCCAGCUUUCUAUGGUGACCGAACUCUCAUUGUCCGGGAGGGGGAACCGAUCAGUGAAAUUCUCUUCGUGCUGCAAGGCAAACUAGGGACGUACACCUCCAGUGGCACUGAUCAUGGCAAUAGCGAAAAUAUCAUUGGGAAAGAACUUGUCAGUUGGAUUCAGGCUCACCCUCAUUCAUCCAGCCUCCCAAUCUCAACCAGAACUGUUCAAACGCAACAGCGUGUGGAAGCCUUCGCUAUUACGGCCUAUGACUUGAGAGACGUAUUCAAUAAUAAGCCAAAACCAUCACAGAGGAUGAGCCCGAGAUCAAUCCUGAAGAGCAACAGAUUUAUCAGAUGUUUCCAUUCAUGACUUUUCAGAAACAGAGAAAUUCUUUGAACGCUUCCAAGCUUGGACUAUAUAUGAGCUCAAAAGAGAGACAAUAAUUCAUAGCCCGAUCCAAACAAAUCAUGGUACAGCUUUGGAAUUGGAAGGCGUUAUCACUUGGCUUCUAUAUAGCCACGGCAUAUUUUGAUCUAAACUUUCCUUUUUGGUAUAUAUAAUUAUGGCUUGUGAUACACAGUAAAGCUUUAUAUAUCUUUUCUAUUUAUUCUUCCUCACUUGUAAAUUAUAGAAGAAAAGACCUUCAAUAAAGUCAAAGAGAUGUAACCUCACCAAAAAAUUCAUCUCUAUGAUCGAGACAAUUGAAGAUUUC